Molecule: messenger RNA, 1844 nt
Organism: Leopardus geoffroyi (Geoffroy's cat)
Lineage: Eukaryota; Metazoa; Chordata; Mammalia; Carnivora; Felidae
Gene: FKBP8
Product: FKBP prolyl isomerase 8
Exons: 9
Coding region: 152-1399 (415 amino acids)
Molecular function (GO): peptidyl-prolyl cis-trans isomerase activity; protein binding
Source: RefSeq, a predicted model, not a curated record
AGCGGCGACCAAUGGGCGUGGUGGGGGCGGGGCCGGGCGCCCGAGCCUGGUUCCCGAGGCGCGGCAGCCGCGGCUGGGGGCGGGGAGGGGGGCGCAGGACCCCAGGCGGGGGUCCCGGAGCCGGAGGGCCAAUUCCCGUCCCCCCAGCAGCAUGGCAUCCUGUGCUGAGCCCUCUGCCGCGGGUCCUGAGCCCGCUGCCCCACCGCCUGCUGGGGUCCCACCACUUGAGGACUUCGAGGUGCUGGAUGGGGUGGAAGACGCAGAGGGCGAGGAGGAGGAGGAGGAGGAGGAGGAGGAAGAUCUGAGUGAGCUGCCACCACUUGAAGACGUGGGGCAGCCUCCGCUGGAGGAGGCUGAGCAGCCUGGGGCCCUGGCCCGAGAAUUCCUGGCCGCCAUGGAGCCUGAGCCCGAGCCCGCCCCAGCCCCUGAUGAGUGGCUGGACAUCCUGGGCAAUGGGCUGUUAAGGAAGAAGACGCUGGUCCCAGGCCCACCCGGCUCAAGCCGCCCAGCUAAAGGCCAGGUAGUCACUGUGCAGCUGCAGACUUCGCUGGAGAAUGGCACUCGGGUGCAGGAAGAGCCAGAGCUGGUGUUCACGCUGGGCGACUGCGAUGUCAUCCAGGCCCUGGAUCUCAGCGUUCCGCUCAUGGAUGUGGGGGAGACAGCUAUGGUCACUGCUGAUUCCAAGUACUGCUAUGGCCCCCAGGGCAGCAGGAGCCCAUACAUCCCCCCCCACGCGGCCCUGUGCCUGGAAGUGACCCUGAAGACUGCCGUGGAUGGACCCGACCUGGAAAUGCUCACGGGGCAGGAGCGUGUGGCUCUGGCCAACCGGAAGCGGGAGUGUGGCAAUGCCCACUACCAGCGGGCCGACUUCGUGUUGGCUGCCAAUUCCUACGACCUCGCCAUCAAGGCCAUCACCUCUAGCGCCAAAGUGGACAUGACAUUCGAGGAGGAGGAGCAGCUCCUGCAGCUGAAGGUGAAAUGUCUGAACAACCUGGCAGCCUCCCAGCUGAAGCUAGACCACUAUCGUGCAGCGCUGCGCUCCUGCAGCCUCGUGCUUGAGCACCAGCCCGACAAUAUCAAGGCGCUCUUCCGCAAGGGCAAGGUGCUGGCCCAGCAAGGGGAGUACAGUGAGGCCAUCCCCAUUCUGAGGGCAGCCCUGAAGCUGGAACCUUCCAACAAGACGAUCCACGCAGAGCUCUCGAAACUGGUGAAGAAGCACGCAGCCCAGCGGAGCACAGAGACCGCCCUGUACCGGAAAAUGCUGGGCAACCCCAGCCGGCUGCCUGCCAAGUGUCCUGGCAAGGGUGCCUGGUCCAUCCCAUGGAAGUGGCUGUUUGGGGCGACUGCUGUUGCCCUGGGGGGCGUGGCUCUCUCUGUGGUCAUCGCUGCCAGGAACUGACCACCCAGGUGGCCACCACCCCUUCGCACACCGUGGACCCCACCCCGCGCUCCCUGACUUCCCCAGGCUCCCUGUCAACUGCCCUGUCUGAUCUAGCCCCCUCCUCUGGGGCGGGAGCAGUGAGGUUUGGGGGCCACGUGGCCCUAGUGAGCCAGGAGGGACUAUGGCCCUACAGGAGGAAAUUGAGGCAGGGCCCGGGCUCCAUAUCCAGCCCGGGGGGAGGGGGCCCUCAUUCCUCCAGACCCAAUUUCCACUCCCACCCCCACCCCCUUGGGUUUGGUCUCAGCAGAGGCCGGCUUCAGUUUCUCCUUCCCAACAGGCCUGGGGGCAGCCCUUUCCUGACCCAGUCCCUCUCCAAGCACCACCACCCACCCACCCCGCCUGCUGCCCUCUGUCCAGGUUCUCCCUCCUACCCCUUCUGUGAAAUAAAGCCUCCUACCCCGCA